Molecule: messenger RNA, 525 nt
Organism: Spea bombifrons (plains spadefoot toad)
Lineage: Eukaryota; Metazoa; Chordata; Amphibia; Anura; Pelobatidae
Gene: S100A1
Product: S100 calcium binding protein A1
Exons: 3
Coding region: 101-469 (122 amino acids)
Cellular component (GO): sarcoplasmic reticulum
Molecular function (GO): calcium ion binding; S100 protein binding
Source: RefSeq, a predicted model, not a curated record
CUCAAAUGCAUGUAUGAGCUUAGCGUGUGGAUCUCAUAAUUGCAGCCUGAACGUCUAAAUCACCACGUGCCUUAUAAGAGCAAAGGAAAAGUUAUCAUUGAUGCUACCGUGGUUUUUUCCACAGCAGAAGCUCAUUGCAGCCAGCAGUGUAUCUGCGCUCAGCCGGAAGCGAGGUCGAGCGGACAUGUCUUCGAAGCUUGAAGAGGCCAUGGAGAGUCUGAUCUCCGUCUUCCACACGUACUCGUCACGCGAAGGGGACAAGCACAAGCUGAGCAAGAGGGAGCUGAGGGACCUUCUGCAGAACGAGCUCGGAGAGUUCCUGGAGACCCAGAAGGACGCCACGUCCGUAGACAAGAUACUGAGGGAGCUGGAUGAGAACGGAGAUGGCGAGGUGGACUUUCAGGAGUUUGUCAUCCUGGUGGCUUCGCUCACCGUGGCCUGUAACACGUUCUUCUGCGAGAGCACCUGAUCCGCCGGAAGAAUCAUGUGACCCCAUCUCUAAAUAAAUAAUCAGAAAGACGGGAA